UAGGUAGCCUACAUGAGAAGUUGCAAAUGGAUAGGAUAGGCUACACAUCGCAAAAGAAGGAUGGCAGAAGCGACUCCGAGUAACCAGGACCUUUUUACAUGCCCGAUUUGUCUUGAUCUACUGAAGGAUCCAGUGACUGUUAACUGUGGACAUAAUUACUGCAUGAGCUGCAUUAAACGCUACUGGGAUCUGGACGAUCAGAAUGGAGUCUACAGCUGUCCCCAGUGCAGACAGACGUUCACUCCGAGACCCGUUUUAAACAAAAAUAACGUUUUUGCUGAGGUUGUGGAACAGUUCAGGAAGAGCAGAAUUCAACCUGUUGUUCCUGCUCCUGUUGUAUGUGCUGGAGCUGGAGAUGUGGAGUGUGACGUCUGCACUGGGAGAAAACUCAAAGCUGUGAAGUCCUGUCUGGACUGUCUGUUGUCUUACUGCGAAACUCACUAUAAAGCUCACAAUGAACUUAAUCCUGGACGAAAACACAAGAUGGUGGAUGCCACUGGUCAGCUACAGGAGAGGAUCUGCACCCAGCAUGAGAAGCCUCUGGAGAUAUUCUGUCAUACAGACCAUAGCUGUGUUUGUUUAUUCUGUCUGGUGGAUGAACACAAAGGCCAUGACACUGUGUCACUGUCUGCAGGGAGAAAGGAGAAACAGACACACUUGGGAGAGACCCAGAGCAGAUUUCAGCAGAGGAUACUGCAGAGAGAGAAGGAGCUGCAGGAGCUGAGGAAGGCUGUGGCGAUGCUCAAGAGUUCUGCACAGAUAGCAGUGAAUGGCAGUGAGAGGGUCUUCUCUGAGAUGAUCCGCUUCAUUGAGAGAAGGCGCUCUGAGGUGACAGAGCUGAUCAGAGGUCAGGAGAAGGCUGAGGUGAGUCGGGUUGAAGAACAUCUGGAGCAACUGGAGCAGGAGAUUGCUGAGCUGAAGAGGAGAGAUGCUGAGCUGGAGCAGCUUUCACACAUAGAGGAUCACAUCCAUUUCCUCAAGACUUUUCGGUCAGUGAGCAGCACACUUGAGACUAAAGACGUGUCCAGUAUCUAUGUUAACCAAAGUCUUUCGUUUGAGGCUGUGAAGAAAUCUGUCUCCUCGCUAAAAGGGCAGCUGGAGGAUUUCUGCAAAGUGGAAGUCAUGAAGAUAUCUACAGCAGUGGCUAAAGUCCAGGCUAUGUUGCCUGCUGAACCCACAACCAGAGAGGAUUUCCUACAAUACUCCUGUCAGUGCACACUGGAUUCAAACACAGCUAAUAGAAAACUCCAUCUGUCUGAGGGGAACAGGAGGGUGGAGGGGAGAAAAGAGGUCCAGUCAUAUUCUGAUCAUCCAGAGAGAUUUGAUGGGUGUUUUCAGGUGCUGAGUAGAGAGGGUGUGUCUGAACGCUGCUACUGGGAGGUGGAGUGGAGUGGGGAGGUUUAUAUAGCAGUCUCAUAUAAAAGCAUCAGCAGGAAAGGAGGGAGUGUUGAGUGUGUGUUUGGAGGUAAUGAUCAGUCCUGGAGUCUGGUCCUUCACAGUUCCAGCUGCUCUUUCUGGCACAAUAAUAAAGAAACUAAACUCCCUCUAGUGGCCAGCUCCAGAAUAGGAGUGUAUGUAGAUCACAAGGCAGGGACUGUGACCUUCUACAAUGUCUCUGAGACAAUGACCCUCCUGCAUAGAGUCCAGACUACAUUCACUCACUCACUCUACCCUGGGUUUUGGCUACAAAAUGGAUCAUCAGUGAAGCUGUUGUGAGUAUUCUCAGUUGGGUAUUGGUCUGGUAUGAGCUGCAUGGCCCCUGCUGCAGUAGGAGGCAUUAGUGGUUCAGCUUUGGGAACUGGGCUCAGACUCCUCACAAAUGCACUGAGGAAAAUAAAGGAUAAGUAGUGUAGUGAAGGUCAAAAUUCAGUAAAUAAAAAUGGCCAGUAAGAUACUGAAACAUAAUCAUAAAAGUUUGAACGUUUACCUGAAGGUUGUAAUUCACUUUCACACAACACUCAUCAAUAGAGUUACAGUAAUACAUUGUGUAAACGUCAUGUGUUACUCUCUGUAUCUACAACAUUUUGCACAAAAUAUUUAGAACUUGUAAUACGGAGACACUCUGAAUGUAAUCAGCUGUGAUUGUAAAGUCAGCGUCUGAUUGUCCUGUCUGUCCUUGUAGAAAUAAAAGGUUUGUUUGCUACAGUA
Molecule: messenger RNA, 2148 nt
Organism: Sardina pilchardus (European sardine)
Lineage: Eukaryota; Metazoa; Chordata; Actinopteri; Clupeiformes; Clupeidae
Product: tripartite motif-containing protein 16-like
Exons: 6
Coding region: 61-1716 (551 amino acids)
Molecular function (GO): zinc ion binding; protein binding
Source: RefSeq, a predicted model, not a curated record